Molecule: messenger RNA, 1251 nt
Organism: Penicillium argentinense
Lineage: Eukaryota; Fungi; Ascomycota; Eurotiomycetes; Eurotiales; Aspergillaceae
Product: putative aspartate transaminase
Exons: 3
Coding region: 1-1251 (416 amino acids)
Biological process (GO): L-aspartate biosynthetic process
Cellular component (GO): cytosol
Molecular function (GO): L-aspartate:2-oxoglutarate transaminase activity; pyridoxal phosphate binding
Source: RefSeq, a predicted model, not a curated record
AUGGAGAAAGUCCCUACCCGCCUCAAUGUCGCCCCGGUCCCGCCGGACGAGAUCUUCGCCCUGAACGGUGCUUUCUUCGCCGAUACCCACCCGCAGAAGGUCAGUCUGGGCGUGGGCGUCUACCGUACCGAUGAUGGCAAGCCCUGGCCUCUGCCCGUUGUCCAGAAGGCCGAGAAGCAGCUGGCCGAGGAGGACGAUCUUAUGCGACACGAAUACACCGCUAUCGAGGGUGAUGUGCCGUUCUUGAAGAUCGCCCGGGACUUGAUGUUCGGCUUUGAGGGACAGGAUAAUGAAGAGGAGGCCAAGGCUCGCAUCGCCUCUGUUCAGACCGUCGCAGGAACCGGUGCCAACCACCUGGGUGCUCUUUUCCUGGCUCACCACAUGAAGCCCCCCACCGUCUGGCUAUCCAACCCUUCGUGGGCGAACCACAUGACGAUUUGGGAGUUGGCCGACGUGCCUCGCAAGACAUACCCAUACUACCAUGCCGCCACGCGGUCGUUCGACUUCGAGGGCAUGAUGUCGACUCUCGAGAAUGAAGCGCAGGAGGGCGACGCUGUCUUGCUGCACGCCUGUGCACACAACCCUACCGGACUGGAUCCGAACAAGGAGCAGUGGGUUGCGAUUGCGGACCUGUGCGAGCGGAAGAAGCUCUUCCCCUUCUUCGACUCCGCCUACCAGGGCUUUGCCUCGGGAUCCGUGGAGGAGGAUGCCUGGGCUGUGCGUUACUUCUUCAACAACAAGCCCGACAUGGAGAUGUGUGUUGCGCAGAGUUUCUCCAAGAACUUCGGCUUGUACGGUCAGCGGACUGGUGCUUUCCACUACGUUACCAACCGCAGCGCUACCUCUAUCCGGGAUAUCGUUGUGAACAACCUCUGCCACUUGAUCCGUGGUGAAUUCUCCAUGGGUCCCCGCAUUGGAUGUACCAUUGUCAAAAAGAUCUUGACAAAUGAGGAAUUGACUGCGGACUGGCACAAGGAUCUGGAGGUGAUGAGCUCGCGUAUCAAGUCUAUGCGUGAGGCACUUUAUAGUGAGCUGGUUCGCUUGAAGACCCCUGGUACUUGGGAGCACAUUGUGGAGCAGAACGGCAUGUUCUCCUACACUGGCCUGACCCCCAAGCAAGUCUACGCUCUGAAGGAUAAGUACCACGUUUACCUUCUCAAGUCUGGCCGAGCCUCUAUCAGCGGCUUGAGCCAGAAGAAUGUCGCCUAUGUUGCUCAGGCCAUUGACGACGUUGUCCGCAACGUGCUGUAA